CAGUUACCACGGAUUCAACCGUCUCCCUGCUCCGGUUAGUUACUACAAAAUGGCUGCAGACGCUCCGCCGCCGAUGAGAACCAACUGAGCGCUUCAAGCUGUGAAAAGAAGCAAAACACAAGAAGAAAAACAUUUGAUGGAAGAUAAGAAAAAGAAAAAACAAGAAGAGAAGAAAAAGAAAGAAGCUGCACAAAAAAAGACCACAGAACAGAUAACCAAAGUGCCAGACUCUGCCAAGCUCGACCCCACCCCUCCUCUUCUCCCCGCCAACCCCGGUGCCAUCCCACCCGUACCCCAAAGCAGUGGAAAUGGGAAGCGCGCCCCCUCCGGAUGCCAGCCGCAGACAGCACAGCAGUCGCAGACUUUGCUCCAGCAGCAGCAGCAGCAGCAGCAGCAGCGCUACCUGCCCAGAGAGGUGCCACCGCGCUUCCGCCAGCAGGAGCAAAAGCAGCUGUUGAAGAGGGGCCAGCCUCUUCCUCCCGGGACCCUGCCUCUCCUAACCACGAGAUAUCCCGACACUAGUGAAUCUGCAGCAUCAACAGUAGCCAUAAACCCCUCUCCAUCCUGUACCUCUUCCUCCUCAGCCAGCUUGCCCACAGUACUGCCCCCGCAUAGUGGCCAAGGAACCCAGUAUGAUAACCCCAUCUGGGGACACCUGCCAGCCAACAGAAGUGCCACAAGUGCUGCAUCUUCCACCAGUCCCAGUGGCUGGGAUCAACUGAUAAUUGACCAGAAGGACUCAGAGGCUUGGCCUUCUAUUACUCUCAGUCAGAGCCAGGAUUCUCCAGCAGGAUGCCCUUUGGACACUGACCCUGGUCACCUGACCACCAGCAGCAGUAGUUCAAGCAGUAGUUGUAGUGCAGUGAGUAUGGCCACAGGAGCCAAUAGUCAGACAGGCCACUUCGCUGCCAACCACCUUAACAGCAAAGCCAACAGUGGGCCUAGCCCUGUCAAUCAUACUGGAACCAGCAUGCUCUCAAGCCAGGUUGCAACCAAUCGCAGUUGGGGAUCUGGGCCAGGACCUUCUCAUUGCCCCCCUCAGUCCUCAGUGGGUAAUGAAGGAAAGUGCGAUAGCCCAGUAGGAGGAAGCAGCAGGGCCUGGGGUUCCUCUUCAUCAUCCUCCACCACCAACUUUAACUUGAACCUAAACCCUAAUGCCAACCCAUCUGCAUGGCCCGUGUUGGGGCAUGAUGGAGGAGGCACAGGGGGAGGCAGCUCAGGUGGAGCCAACACCAUUUCAUCUCCUCAACCUACACCUAAUCUCUGUAACACUCCUGGCCCCCCACCAGCCCAAACCAGUGCCUGUUCUGGAGCCAACAAUAACGGCAAGUCUUCUGGGAUUGGCAGCGCAUGGGGUACCAUAAUGACUUCUGAUGAAUCACACCUCACUCCAUCCACGAAUGUGUCUUUCAGUUCUGAACCUCAAAACCUUAAAACUGAUGGACCAAAUCAGACUAAAAAACAAGAACCUCCUAGCCCGAUCCAAAACUUGUCUGGUUGGGGCAGCUCACCUGUAGGCUUGGGUUCUAUGGGACAACCAGGGGGUUCACAGGUCAACGGAGAAGAUGGCAACUCUUUGUGGGGUAAUGGUGGCAAUUCAAAGCCAACUUCGUCAAAGGAAGGACCUGGCUGGGAUUCCGCUUGGGGAAAUGUGGGAGGUGGAACUGUAAAGUCUGGAGGCUGGAGUGAACAGUCCAGUGGGGACUGGGGGAAACAGCAUAGCGAAGAGGCCCAGGGAGGCUGGGAUGCGCCCAGCUCUCCUCCCCAGGACUCACAAGCCAAUACUUGGAGCAGAGCUGUGAGCACAGCUGGUGCCAGUGAAGGGAGCAGUGACAGCAUGGAAGGAUAUCCCCAACAGAAAGAUCGCCCAACCAGAGAAAAAACUGUUCCUAUGAUGCCUGCCCAGGAUCUGGACCCCAGGGUGCUGUGCAACACCGGCUGGGGUCAGACUCCUGUUCGACAGCACACAACCUGGGACAUGGACGAUUCUAAACGCAAGAAUGACGCUGGCACUGAUUCAUGGGGCUCUGGGCCUACAGCUCCAAGCAAUGUCCAGGGACCCUCAAACACUAACACGGGCCCCGCUCCGAGACCUGACUCUGGUAACAAAAAUGAUGUGCCUGGUUCACAGGGACCUUCUGGUUGGGGUGGAAGCAUGGCUGCUUCACAUGCAUCCAAUUCCGGUUGGGGAGACACACCCACCAAUGUAAAGCACCCAGUAGGGCAUAGUGGAUGGGGUAACACUCCAACAGGAGGCCCUUCCAACAGCAUACCCAAGAACGGGGCUCAAUCUUGGGGGGAGGAAAAAUCAUCUGGCUGGGAUGAUUCACAAGGCAAGUCAACAUCACAGAGCUGGGGAGAGCAACCCAAAACAUCCAACUCUUGGGGCAGCAGUGGAGGAAGCAAUAACACUGGGGACUGGGGAGAACCAGAAGAGAGUAAAAAGAGCUCCUCUGGCCCUGACUGGAAAGGAGAAUCAGGAAACUGGAAAGAAAACAAACGAGAUUGGGGAAUGUCAGGACAUGGAGGUUCUGGAGCUGGAAACAGCAGCAGCUGGGGUGACUCUGCACCACAGCGCCCAUGUGGUCCUCCUCAAGGCUGGAUGGGCAAGCCUCAGGAUGGGCCCAGCAGUAACAGCGGAGGAGGGACUAUGGGCUCUUGGGGUGGUCCCGGCUCUGUGAAGCAGGGUGCAUCGUGGGGUGGUGGUAAGAAAGAACCCUCAAAUGAAGCAACAGGGUGGGAAGAGCCCUCUCCGCCUUCAAUCCGUCGCAAGAUGGAGAUAGAUGAUGGGACCUCUGCCUGGGGUGACCCCGGUGACUACAAUAAAGCAGUCAACCUGUGGGACAGGAACAACCCAGGGACGGUCCAGGCUAAAGUUACUACAGGAGUUAGUAACCCUCCAGCUCCUAGCAAUAACCACCCCCACGCUCACAAUCACUCCUAUCAUGGGCCGCCUGCACCUUUACAGAACCAUAGCCAAAACGCUCAAAACCCAGGCCCUGCCAGUGGGGCUGCAGAUCCUUCAGUGCAACACCAGUCUGGAACACCUCACAUUAGGGGUCCUCUGAUAGCUCAAGGUUGGGGAGAGCUUCCCAGCUCCCACAUAAAAUCGGAGAGCUCUUGGGGAGAAGCGGCACCCUCUCCAGUCAGCGUGGAUAAUGGCACAUCUGCUUGGGGCAAACCGAGCGGAGGCGCCGGAGGCUGGGGAGAUGGCAACCCAGACAACUACGGCAGGAGCAACCCAGCGAUGACGGCAGCGCCCGGCAAACCUGCCUCCAAACCUAUGCAAGAUGGAUGGGGAGGAGGAGGUGAAGAGCUCAGCCUUUCAGGGGGUCAGUGGGACUCUGAGGAGGGAGACAUGUGGAACAGCACAGCCUCCCAGGAGAGCAACUCUUCUUGUAACUCCUGGGGCAACGCAUCCAAAAAAGGCCCACAGAAAGUAAAGAUCCCAGGGAAACAGGAGGAUGCCUGGAUCAUGAAACAGCUCAUCAAACAGCUCACAGACAUGGGCUUCCCUAGGGAUCCAGCAGAGGAUGCUUUGAAGAGCAACAACAUGAACUUGGAUCAGGCCAUGAGUGCCCUGCUGGAGAAGAAGACAGAGCUCGACAAGCGUGGGAUCGGGACUGGCGGCCACGACUACAACAACGGGCUCAUCAACAAGCCCAUGAGUUGCCCUCGGCCUUCACUUCUCUCCAAAGACCCCUCAACAGACCCUCGCCUGCCCUUCAUUGAUAAGCAGAUGCAGAGUGGAAUGUUUGGUGGUGGUGGAGCAGCACAAACCCGGGCCAUGCAGCAGCCGCAGCCGCCUCCUCAGCCACCAGUGCCGCCUCUCAGCUCCUCUCAGCCUAGUCUACGUGCGCAAGUGCCUCAGUUUCUCUCCCCUCAGGUUCAAGCACAGCUCUUACAGUUUGCAGCAAAAAACAUUGGUCUGAAUCCUGCACUUUUAACCUCACCAAUAAACCCUCAACAUAUGACCCUUCUGAAUCAACUUUACCAGCUGCAACUGGCAUACCAGCGUUUACAAAUUCAACAGCAAAUGUUGCAGGCACAGCGCAAUGUUUCUGGCCCCAUUCGACAACAAGAGCAGCAAGUUGCACGUACAAUCAAUAACAUGCAGCAGCAGAUCCAACAACACCAGCGUCAGCUGGCCCAGGCUCUGCUAAUGAAACAGCAGCAACAGCAGCAGCCAUCUCACUCUGGUCUGCAUCCUGGUGGGGCCAAAUCUUCCCUGGAUUCAUAUCCAGGUCACCCGCAGACUCCAGUCCUACCUGACCUGCAGACCAAAGAGCCGCAGUCAUCUCCCAACACCUACAGCCCCUACGCUCUCUCUGGACUGAAUCCAAACUGUAUUGAUGUGGGAAGCCUUCCUAUGAAGGACCCACCGCUACCGCAGUCCCGGCUGUCACAGUGGACACACCCUAACUCCAUUGAAAGCCUUUCUGGAAACUCGUCUCCUCUUGAGCCCAACCUGGGAAAACAUGGUGCCAACCUCGGCCCACCUGGAAAGCCUCCUCAGAUAGACGACUCCUACAACCCCUACAACCUGAUAUCAAGUUCAGAGUCUCCGACCAGCCCCUUGGUUCCUCCAGAGAGCUGGGGUCAGGGCAAGAACAGCAGCGACAAGAUGGCCAACGGAACCAAUAUCAACUGGCCUCCAGAGUUUUGUCCUGGUGUACCCUGGAAGGGUCUGCAGAACAUCGACCCUGAAACCGACCCCAAUGUGACUCCAGGCAGCGUCCCCAGUGGACCUACGAUCAACACCAACAUCCAAGAUGUCAACCGUUACCUGCUCCGGGACAGAAGUGGAGGCUCCUCUCCCAUCUCAUCUCAGAGCGAGGCUCUGCCUUCGUCCACCGAUUGGCCAGUCAGUGCCUACAGUAGCUCGUUCAGUCUUUCUUCCCCGGAGAUGGACGACGCAGGCAAACUGUCAGAGAUGAAAUCAACCUGGUCUCCAGGUCCCAUCUCUCACAGCCAGGCGUCUCUGUCCCACGAGCUUUGGAAAGUUCCCCAGGGUCCGCGGAGCAGCACCACGGCUCCUUCCCGCCCCCCACCCGGCCUCACGAACACGAAGCCCUCCUCCACCUGGGGCGGGAGCUCCCUGGGUCUGGCCCAAGGAUGGAGCAGCUCUUACACCACAGCAGGUACCACAUGGAGUACGGACAGCUCCACCAGGACCAGCAGCUGGCUGGUUCUGAGGAACCUAACGCCACAGAUUGACGGUUCCACUCUGCGUACGCUGUGCAUGCAGCACGGCCCCCUCAUCACAUUCCACCUCAACCUGACGCAGGGAAAUGCUGUGGUUCGCUACAGCUCCAAGGACGAAGCCGCCAAAGCUCAGAAGUCUCUGCACAUGUGUGUGCUGGGGAACACCACCAUUCUAGCAGAGUUUGCCGGGGAAGAGGAGGUGAACCGCUUCUUUGCACAGGGUCAGUCGCUCGGCGGGACGACCAGCUGGCAGGCCACCCCGGGAACCAAUCAGACCAGAAUGGGCGGCUCCGGAUCCGGAGUUGCUCAUCCCAUUGGUCACUCACCCCACUGGAACAACAACAACAACAGCGGCGGCGGUGGCGGCGGCGGCAGCAGUGGCGGGCUCGGAGCAGGCGGAACUAAAACGGGCGGGGAGUUGCUCUGGGGAGGCGUUCAGCAGUAUUCCAGCCUGUGGGGACCCCCGAGCGGCGAGGAGGGACGAGUCAUGGGGAGCCCCACGCCAAUCAAUACGCUGCUGCCUGGCGACCUGCUGAGUGGAGAGUCCAUGUAGGAGGAAAAACUGACAAAGAGGAGCAAAAACCUUGCAAAUCAGUGUGGAGAUAAUCAAGUGUGGAUGUGAAGAUGAGGAGGAGAGACGAGAGGAGGACAAGGCUUCAUAUUCGCUGCUUGGCUUUGUCCGCCUCCUCUGCUCUAUUUUUUUUUUUGUCACAUUUUUUGCGUGUGUUAAACGGCAUUUCAGUCGCAGUUAUUUUGUGAGUGUUUCGGAUCACAGCGUUUCAUUUAUCAAAGAACAAAGAAAAAAAAACAUUUUACAGAAACAAGCGGGGAAGUCGUUGUUUUAAACAAACUCGAGUCAACUGACAUGGCGAAAAACUGCCAUCUUUAUUCUGGUGGGAUCCCUCACUGCCUUUUCAGGCAAUCAUAAUGCACCUCAGAGAUCCAUGGACAAAGGCGUCAUUCCCAAAGUUCUAACAAAACCCUUCAAUCAGAGUGGGUGUCGCACGGUCAGCCGGUCCAGACCCAACAUUUGUUUCUGUCAGCACUAAUAUUAGCCUUAAACUGUUUCCUGCCCUGCUAUCCACACUCACUCUUUACUCGGUAAAGAAGCUUACGGAGAACUUGCACACCCUUAUUUCUGAGCCAAUGAAACCUGAGUGGAAAGUACAUGCUGCUGCAGCUCACGACGUCAGUGCAUUUUCAGUUUUUUAUUUUUUUUUCCUCCACAGUCGUAUCAACACAUCGCUCAAAGGGAAUGAUGCAACUUUGUUCGCCUUGCUCAAGCCAUUUAUUUUUGUAGUAUUUUUUUAUGAUUUGUUUUUUUUAACCAUUGCAAACAAAGCUUAGAAAAUUAUGUUUUUCAAAUGUGUCUGUCAACCGUAUCUGGUGGGUGGAUGUACAUAUGAUGAGAUGAACCACUGCUAAUACAAAGGAACUGUAAAAAGACAAACACGAUGAUGCACCUCAGCCUUUCUAUGGGCUCUUUUAUGUUUUGGGUUUUUUUGCAGUUUGGUGUCAGACUGUCUCAGUGACAUUUUGAGAAAAAUUACAAAAAAAAGAACUCAAAUUGUUCCUUCCCCCCCUCCGCCACGCGCCCACUCCGCCUGCAAAACCCACCAUUUCAAGCGACGUGCAAUAUAAGCCACAGACUCUACCGUCCAAGCACCCUACGACUGAGAGCAGACUGUAAGGAAAGAGUGAACUGCGAACACUUUAUCUGCCCUCAGAAAGAGAGGAAAAAACUGCCACUACUACCCUUUAUCUCCCCUUAGAGAGAGUGUGAACUCAGGAGAGUAGCAAGCUGGUCUUCAACCAUUUUCUGUCCAAGACACAAGGACUUCGAUACAAAGCACUUCUUCAGCCAGCCACCUCUCCAUAAGACUUGUAUGUGUGAUUUUAUGUGUGUGUGAGUGUGUGUGUGUUUGGGAAGAAGGCAACAAACCAAAUUCAGAGGAGCUUGUUUUCUUUUCCCCUCACCCAGAAGACAAGAUCACUUUUUUUUGUCCAUAUUUGCUUCGGUUUUAAGAAAGAAAAAAAAAAAAAAAAGAGGCAAAAACUUGUGAAUAGGUGGUCUGUCAUAGCACUUAACGAGAGCGCCGCUGCUCCUUAUACCCUCAAUGCCAACGAACAGAAGAAAGGUGAAGCAACACUGGCAAAUAAAAACUGCAAAAAGACUUCAAAGCAAUCUGCUCAGUGGCUUCUCUGUGUACUUAUUUUUUAACGUAACAUGGAUGUGAACUUUGUUUUUCCUUCUUAAGUCAGUGGGACCAGAGGAUGUCAAACACAGUAGCAAAGUGAAGGGAAAUGCAAAGAAAACUCAAAGCGCUCAUCCUCACCUUCUCCUUUUUUUUUUUUUUUAUAUAUAUCAAAGUAAACAUCACUGUUAACAUUGCAACUUUGAGAACUUUUUACGCCUUGGUGUCUGGGAUCGUUCAGCUGGAUCCGGCAGGGAGGAUCGCCGUCUCGUCCUUGUUUUUGUGUUUUUCUUUUUGGAGGCCCAGCCAACCAGUGUGAUAGUGUGGCCACUGAGUGCCUGCCUGCUGCAGAGAGCAGAGCUGCAGCAGCUCUCACCUUUCCCUCCCCGUCGCCACCUCCUUCGCCUGCCCUCCUCCCUGCUGAUCUCUCCUCCGACUUUGCGCCGGGAGGAGCUCGGAAAUUACUACUACUACUGCUACUAUGUCGGAGCAUGUCCUCAGCAAGCACCACUUCCACUGUCUGUCUUUCUCCUGCAAACAUCACUUUAGUCAAAGAUCAAAGUCAUUUGAGUGUUUUGGGGUUUAUCUUCUGGUUUGUACUUAACUGAAUUGCCAUGAUGCAUUUAUGUUAUUGCUGAAGUUGUUGCUGAUACGCGUGGGUCAGGAGGUUCUCAACCUUGGAGAAAAAUACUACGGUUUCACAGUAUCAAGGUACUACCAAAAGCUCCCACAACAAAAAAUGUGUAACAAGUUCCAGAUGCUCUUAUUUAAACCAGAAAAGCAGUAAUUAGACCUACCUCUGCAAAAACAAAAGUAUAUUUUAGCCAUAAUUAGAAAUUACGGCUACGCAAUGUUUAGAAAACAGAAAAUUUUAACUUUUACUGCUGAAUGUUGGGAUCAAUUGGAGACGACUUGUGUUUUCCCAUCAUUGUCCCUGAGUUUGAUCAUCUCUUUCAAUAAGACCUAUCUGUAUAUAUUGGCAUGCAGCGUGUGGUCGCAUUUCAUUUAACUCACCAAAUAAUGCAUUCAGCCUGUCCUUUACGAUUGCAGUUUCGUAUCGUAUUAUGGCUCCAAUUGCAAUUUGAAAUGUUGUGCAGCUCUGUUGUAUUUUCUACAAUAUAAAUUCCUUUUUAUUCCAAUGUAGACCUCAGAAAAUAUUUACCAACUAAAUUCAGUUGUAAACUGUCUUAUUAUGCAGAAUAUUGAACCACUUUCAUUCUACUUCAACUGUAACAAGUUUAUAUUAGUCGGGCUAUCGGAUCUGGUACCUAGCUUAAAGCUACCUGCCUGACAGUUACUUUUAGCUUGUACUUUACCAGCAAUAAUGUACUUCUAUUAAUGAUGAACGUUUCUGUGUUCAUACUAUACUAAGCCAGAGAAAUGCAGCCUCAUGGGGGACGUUAAUGCGCUGGUUUGUACACUAAACUCUAAACAUUUUCACGAUUGAGCAAACUGGGUUGUAUGAAUUAAGCCUUAAUAAGACUGAUGGGUGGCUCUCCUUUAGUCUCCAUACUUGGUCUGUCUGUAAUUUCUGCAACCAGACAUAUUUUCUAACAGUCGAAUUUUUCUCUUGUCUCAGCAUUGGAAAGAUUUAGUGGACAACUUUUAUUCAGCUGAUGGCACUGCGCAGCAACAAGCAGGGGAGGGGCAACGCUGUUAAUCAAUGCUCUAUACGGAAAACACUGGUCACUCCUGCGCUUCCUCUAGCAUGUCAUUAAGAUGACUUUUUACACUCCAAUCGUACCUUGAUACUGGAAACCAGUCCAUGCCUCGCUUCUGAUUGUUUAUGAUGAUCAUUUCUUUGCUUUCAAAUACUGGUCUUUAUGCAGUGUUCAGCAUCCCUGCCGUCCCUUCCUGCCGCCUCCCGAGCAGAACCGGCGCCCAGUCCCACCGGUACGCCUCAGCAGGGCGGCUAAAAGCGUAAUGGGACCUGCGUGCGGUCGGCGUGCGUGAACGGGCUUCACUCACGUUGAACUCUGGGAGCGCUCUGUCACACUUAGAGUCACCUCGACUGACAGCAAGCCUUCCAUUUCUAUGCAAACGACAAAAGGAGGUGUUUGUCCGCAGCCAUCCUCUACAUCUGCCAGUCUCCACUUCUCCUCUCACAACUUGUACUACCAGGCAGCUUCUCCUGAAACCUCACUGGGUUUAAAUGUAGGGGACACUGAAAGAGUCCCACUUCUCUUUAGAUUGACACUAAACCUGCUGGAGACACUAUGUGUUGCCCGUCACUCCUUCAGGCUGGUGCCAACAGGAUCGCUGGUAUCUGCUUCCAAUUUCUCACAUUGUCAUUUAUGUUAGAUUAAAAGAGUCAUUGCUGCUGGGGCGUACCCAUGGGGUCGCUGGAGAAGCAGAAGGGCAGGACAGGUGAUGCUGGUCUUUGAGGAACAGUGGACUGGAAUAUAUAUUUUUUUUAUUUUUUAGCAGCUGCAGUAGGAGGAGGAGAUGGGAAGGGGGUCCGAGGGAGGUCCCUGUAUGUGUCUGUGCACUGUUUAUGGGUCACAUCGGGUACAUCUCUUUAAAAACCAAAAACAUUAUUUUUUUUUUAUCAUCAAGAUUUUCACAAAACCUAGAAACUACAAAAAAAAAAAAAAAGAGAAGGAAAAAAAACAAAGCUGCGCCCUCAGAAGCUGAGACGCACCUCAAGUUUGGUACCAAGUCUUAAAAAAACAUAAAAAAAAAAAAAAAAAACUUUGGGGAUUUGCCCUCUUCCAGAGUCGCCUUGGACGUGCGUCGUUCAACAAAAAGAAAAAAAGAAAAGGAAAAAAAAAAAACAAUCACUUUUUGCCUGUGCUGUUUGUUCGUGAGAUUGUUCCUGAAAACCUGCAUUAAUGAACUCCACACUGGACUUUAAUCAUGGAGCUGGUGUUGAAGUUGAGGGGUGGGGGAAAGUGGGUCAGGGGGUCGACUCUCGGAUGUGGAUUUCUCGGCGCAGCACCAGCACUGACAGCCUCUCUCCCACAUCCUCAUCUGCACUCUUAUCUACCUGUAAAGUGUCGGAAAUCGGAUGCUCUCCCUACUUUUUACAUGUUUUUAUUUUAUUAUUAUUAUUAAUUUUGAAGGCAACUGGAGCUCGAGUAAAACCUGCUUCAUAAUCACAAAUCAGACAUGAGUCUGAGAAGGGACCCAAGAAAUCAAAGGACUGGGUUGAAUAUGCACAUGCUAGCUCAUACACAGUAUACAACCAAGAGUACAUAAUGGAUGUGUGUGGCUAGACUUGACCUGUUUUCCCACUUUUACUCCCCUUGCUUCAUCCUUUGCCAUUUGUUCCCCAGACGACGAGAUCAUAAACAUAUCAGAGUAAUACAGAAUAAUGAGAACAAAUACUUGAAUCAAAAAAGAUGCGCCAAUAAUGUAAUGUGAACACUUUUCUUUAUUAUUGUUAUUAUUAUUAUUCGUCUGAUUCAUACACUUCGGAGAUUUUGACAGCGUCUGUUCAGAGUUACUAAAAUUUGAAAUGUCUGAAAACAAAGAUUGAUUAUUAAGGCAAAUUUUACAUCUUAUCAGAGUGUUUGCACAAGGCUGCUUGUACUGUAUGAAUGAAUGUCUGUCAGGUGUAAAAACACGUACAGGUGCAUUUUGGUACUCUGGAAGGACAUCAAAACUAAAUCGAACACAGCUUUAUUGUGCGGUGAUAAUUUCUAUUUGUUUAUUUCUGGUCAUUUUGAUGGUUGUUUUUAAGUGCACACUUUGACUAGGCCCUUUCAAGGUCCUCCCAAGAUUACCGUCUUGAACACAAGUCCACCCAAUGUUGUUCGCUGACGUCCCGAAGCCUUAGAAAUGUCUCUGUGUCCCUUUCCAUAUUGUUAGUUUGAGGUCUUUUUAGCCUAUGUUUCGCUCUCAGAAAGGUACUGGUUAAGUAAAUUUGAACUCAGCUUUCCAAAAAGAUGGUUACUAACAGUCAUUAUUUGAGAGAGGAGUGAUUAUUUUGUCACAUAUACUCAAGAUUUGAAGACUGCUUUUGUAUUUCUUCAGUUUACGUUUGUCACUUUGAAAUUUGAGUGGAAGGAAAAAGUACAAUAUCAAUAGGGAGAAUUCCCUGGUACUCAUAAUGAUCAAAAUGAACAUAAAUAAGCACCAAACUCAUAAAUCUGUUAGUUUCACUUCUUUAAUCAUAAACAGAAAUAGACUUUUUGAUGCCAUUCUGAUUUAUUGAGAUGCACCUGUAUGAGAGCUUGUGAUUACUGCGGAGAACGUCCUCCGCCUCGUAUUUCUUUUCAUUUCAGUAUACUUUUUUUUUUCUUUUUCUUUUGCUUAACUAUAUUGAAACUAUAUUGUAAUGUUGUAACUAGCCUCUAGCGUUGCACUGAGUGUCGGCCUCGCCCCUCGCCCAGCUACAUGAACAACAUGAUACAAGUACUGAAAGGGAGUCGGGGGGACAGUUCACGUGUAAAUGUUUACUCAAGGACUAAAAUAUGUGUGUGUGUGUGUGUUUUAUUUUUCUUAUGUAAUGUUUUAUCUACCUUAGUGGCUUUCAUUGUGGAAUAAUCCAAGAAAGUAUGGAUCAUAAUUGAGUAUUGCACCAUUUUUCAGACUGUAAACUUUAAAAAGAAAGAAAAAAUCAUAUAUGAAAAAAAAAAUUAAAAAGUACAGCAAAAACAAAAAAAAAAAAAGAAGAA
Messenger RNA from Poeciliopsis prolifica (blackstripe livebearer), 12019 nucleotides. RefSeq names its product trinucleotide repeat containing adaptor 6C1 (gene tnrc6c1). NCBI's taxonomy places the organism in Eukaryota, Metazoa, Chordata, Actinopteri, Cyprinodontiformes, Poeciliidae. The record is from RefSeq and is a predicted model, not a curated record. Gene Ontology annotation, cellular component: P-body; nucleoplasm. Bases 137 to 5758 code for a protein of 1873 amino acids. The transcript is spliced from 21 exons. Gene Ontology annotation, molecular function: RNA binding; protein binding. Gene Ontology annotation, biological process: miRNA-mediated post-transcriptional gene silencing; positive regulation of nuclear-transcribed mRNA poly(A) tail shortening.